This is a messenger RNA of Acipenser ruthenus (sterlet), 2915 nucleotides long. Its product is annotated as leucine-rich repeat-containing protein 15. The record is from RefSeq and is a predicted model, not a curated record. Gene Ontology annotation, cellular component: plasma membrane. Gene Ontology annotation, molecular function: protein binding. The transcript has 4 exons. Lineage: Eukaryota; Metazoa; Chordata; Actinopteri; Acipenseriformes; Acipenseridae. Bases 200 to 1273 code for a protein of 357 amino acids.
UGGACUCACAUAUAGAUGCAAGGCAUUUGACCUAAUAUACAACACACCAGAGCCCUUUAGAAAAGCUAGUUCUUAUUUGUAGAGGAUCUAAAAAGAAAUCCCUGGGUGAUCACUUCUACUGAAAAACUUUAUUUAAUACAUAAUUUUAUAUCUGCUAUAUUUAACAAUUUUGCAAGUUCAUUCUGUUCUUCAAAGAGAAAUGUUGCUCAUUUCUUGGCUGGUGUUUGCUGCACUUUGGGUAUCACAGGCGGCAGGGAGAUGCCCUGAGAUGUGUAACUGUUCUCAAAGAGCAAGUCUUGAGCGCACAGAGGUAGACUGCUACCAAAAAGGGCUGAGGGCAAUCCCACCCAAGCUGCCCCAGGACGCAUGGGUUCUUAAAAUGGGUGGAAAUCUUUUACAAGACCUCCCAGCAAAUUUCUUGAAACAAAUUCCAAAAAUCGAAAGCAUAAACCUGGAACGCAACUCCAUCAAAUCAAUCCACCCUCAGGCUUUAACUGGGGCCAGGAGGCUGAUGUUACUUAAUCUUUUUGGAAACCAGAUCACCAAACUCCCACUAAAAGGCUUUCAGGAUCUAAUAAACCUUCGAUUCCUUAUGCUGGGUCAGAACCGCAUCACAACAAUCAAGCCUGAAAUCUUCAUCGGCCUGAGAAACUUAUCUGACUUGGAUUUACCAAUAAAUUCCCUCACAUCCUUACCUCCUAAUGGCUUUAAGCCUUUAAUUGCACUAAAAGUACUGGAUUUAGCAUUCAACAAGAUUCAGAAGAUUUCUGUCAAGGCUUUUGUUGGUCUAGGAGAGCUGCAGUUUCUGAAUUUGGAUAAUAACAACAUUAAAAAUAUUCCCACUGGAACCUUCAAGCCCAUGAACAAGCUGGAGAUGCUGGUGUUAGACAAUAAUCGUCUUACAACUGUGACGGCUUCUAUGUUUGAGGGUUUGUCUCGUUUGCAGGAGCUGUACUUGAGGAAUAAUGAGAUUGGGAAGUUGCCUGAAGAUGUGUUCAAACACAUUCCCAAGAUAACACAGCUUGCAUUAAGUGGAAACAGGCUGAAGACUAUUGAUGGGAAUUCACUUUCUCAGCUACCAGCUCUCAAGGAAGUAUACCUGCAUGACAACCCAUGGUCAUGUGACUGCAAGAUGAAAUCUUUGGUUAGCUGGCUAUCCCAGACCAGAGCCAACUUAUCUCCUUUUGAAGCUCUCAAGUGCACAUCUCCACCAGAAAAUAAGGAGAAAACCCUUAACAUACUGAGAGUGGACGAUUUAAAAUGCAAAGCCUGAUUACAUUAAACAUAUGUAAGCUUUCAACUAUAGUGUAAUUAGUCUUUUUGACCAGGAAAGAAAGUACAAUUAAUAGUUUAACAAGACGACUAGUGGUAUAUGAGCUUUACAUUCUGAAUACUAGUAAUAUGACAAACAUGCCUUAAAUAAAAUACUGUAGUUUUCAUUUUACAGGUGGCAGUAUCCUAUUAAAAUAAACACAAUACUUAUUAUGAUUGCGCUCUGUAUGCUUCACAUAAAUCGGUGAAAAGAUCAAAAUACUCUAUCACCUACUCAGACAAGUAACUACUGUACAUAACAAGAUUCAAUUUAUUCUGAUACUCUAAAAUACUCCAAGAGCUCAAAGAAUCCACCAAAAACACAUGAGACAUUUCUACUCAAGUACACUGUACUCACCGUUUAUUGUUUCACUAUCAACUAUAUUACUUACUUUAAACCUUUUUCACAUUAAUAAUUAAAUAAAUAAUUUUUGUUUUUCAUUAAAUUUCAUUUACAGAUAAAAAAAAAUAAAUAAAAUUUACUGGAUGUAAAUACAGGCUAAGUUCACUAUAAAUGAGCCCUCAUGGGACUAGGAGAAAUGAUCGUUAUAUCGGGGUGUUCAUUAUAAUAGGGUUUGGCAAUUUGCUGUCUUGGAAUAAUGAAAAACCGCCCAAUUUGAAUUAAACAUCAAUAUAUAGUAUUUUUAUGAAGAUUACUUCACAUUGAUCAGCAUUUAAAUGGUAUGUUUAAAAGAAAACAGUAAAGAAGAAAAUAAUGUACACUUACAUGCUGAAUACAGUAAUUACAAUGUAAUUUACAUGUCCUUCCUCUUGAAAAAUAUAUCCAGUGUAGAGUGCUUCAUAUUUUUCUCAAUGCACUGUUUGCCUCCUCACAGCAUAGCCUAGUUACAGUGUGUGUUAAGAUGGCAGACAGGAAACGAUUGCAUACAUCCUGCAUUAUUCACACUAGAGUAGGUUAUCUUUGAAUUAUACAAUGGCAACAAAAAAUCCCAAGCUCCAAUUGGUCAGCCUUGCACUCGACCCGUGAUGUUAUCCCAUGUAACAGAGCAAGGGCUCUGAAUAUAAAUAGUUUGAGUAAUGUUUGUGUUUUGGUGGUGGUUGGCAGGGACAGGGUUAAUUCCUCUCCCUGCCAAAAACAUGUGAGAAUGUGCUGUUCCCAAACGAGGUAAUUGGUGUUAAUUGGGAACAGCCACAGACUAUUAAAACAGAUCCAGAUCCAUUAAGGAAGAUAUCACCAUGGAGCUGGUGUAAGGGGAGUUUGGCUGUUUAAAGUGAGGUAAACAGGUAAACAGCUUAGCCGUCCUGUGCGAGUCAGGAACCUUUGCAUGUAAUGUUGACUCUCUGUUGUCGGUUCGUUUGCUCCUUAAAAACAUAGACCCAGACACAGAACUUAGAUUUUUGAGCACGACUGCGCACUUUAAUUUUCACAAUACAAAACAAAAACAAAAUAAAAGCCUAGCUCAACAUAGAGCCUAACUUCACUUACACAGGUCCCUGACUCACACACAGGACGGCUAAGCCAUUUACCUGUCAACAAACACCUUACCAAAACAGUUUACCUCUCUUUAAACAGUCAAACUCUCCUUACACCAGCUCCCUGGUGAUCUCUUCCUUAAUGGAACUGGAAGCUCUCUUUUUAUAGU